This is a messenger RNA of Fusarium vanettenii 77-13-4, 243 nucleotides long. RefSeq lists its product as uncharacterized. NCBI's taxonomy places the organism in Eukaryota, Fungi, Ascomycota, Sordariomycetes, Hypocreales, Nectriaceae. Gene Ontology annotation, molecular function: monooxygenase activity; iron ion binding; oxidoreductase activity, acting on paired donors, with incorporation or reduction of molecular oxygen. The transcript has 2 exons. The annotation marks the transcript as partial. The record is from RefSeq and is a predicted model, not a curated record.
CCCAUCAACGCUCGCUACGCGAAUAAGGAUACGACACUUCCCCGCGGUGGAGGCAAGGAUGGAAACUCACCCAUCCUUAUUCCCAAGGGCUCUUCGACCGCUUUUUCCGUGCAUAUCAUUCAUCGCAGGAAGGACAUCCGGGGUCCCGACGCGAACGAAUUCAAGCCGGAGCGGUGGGAGGGGAGAAGAGUUGGGUGGGAAUACGUGCCUUUUAACGGAGGCCCGAGAAUCUGCAUCGGCUAG